Molecule: messenger RNA, 2652 nt
Organism: Phalacrocorax carbo (great cormorant)
Lineage: Eukaryota; Metazoa; Chordata; Aves; Suliformes; Phalacrocoracidae
Source: RefSeq, a predicted model, not a curated record
GCCCAUGGCUCUACCGAGCGCGGCCCGGGCGCUCCGCGCCGCCGCCGCCCGCCUGGGCGCCCCCCGCCGCCCGCGCUCCGCGCCCGCCACCGCGCCCCGCGGGGCCGCUCCGCCGCCGCCGGUGGCCGGCAGGGGAGCCCGGCCGGUGCCGCCGCCGCCGCCUCCGCGGGGCGAGCAGCGGGGGCCGCCGCCGCCCGUCGUGGAUUUCGAGGACCCGCGGGAGGCGUUCCGCAGCAAGAGCAGCGCGGAGCUGCUGCGCGGGCUGCUGGUGCUGGGGCUGUGCGCGGUCGGGCCGCUCGUGGAGCACAACAGGGAGCUGCUGCAGCUGUGCCAGCGGGUGUUGGGGCAGGCGCUGUUCGAGCGGUUGAUGAAGAUGACGUUCUACGGGCAGUUCGUGGCCGGGGAGGACCAGGAGGCCAUCAAACCGCUCAUCCGGCGGAACCAGGCCUUCGGCGUGGGCGCCGUGCUGGACUACAGCGUGGAGGAGGACCUGAGCGCCGAGGAGGCCGAGCGCAAGGAGCUGGACUCCUGCACCUCUGCAGCCGAGAAGGAGAUGGGAGGAGCAGAGCAAAGGGAGAAGCAGUACCGAGCUCAUCGGGGAUUUGGGGAUCGCCGUGGUGGGGUCAUCAGUGCCCGUACAUACUUCUACGCUGAUGAGGCCAAGUGUGACCAGCACAUGGAGACGUUCCUCCGCUGCAUUGAUGCCUCAGGUGGCAGCUCAGAGGACGGCUUCUCAGCCAUCAAGCUGACGGCGCUGGGCAGACCUCAGUUCCUGCUGCAGUUCUCGGAGGUGCUGGUGAAGUGGCGGAGGUUCUUCCAUCAAAUGGCUGCAGAACAGGGCCAGGCUGGGCGGGCAGUGCUGGAGAUGAAGCUGGAGGCGGAGAAGCUGCAGGAGGCCCUGGCCAGCCUCGGCAUCGCAACCAAGGCAGAGAGCCAGCACUGGUUCACAGGCGAGAACCUGGGUGUAAGCGGCACUGUGGACCUGCUAGACUGGAACAGCCUGAUCGACAGCCGCACCAAGCUCUCGAAGCUGCUGCUCAUCCCCAACAUGCAGACUGGGCAGCUGGAGCCUCUGCUCUCGCGCUUUACUGAGGAGGAGGAUUUGCAGAUGAAGCGGAUGCUGCAGCGGAUGGAUAUCCUUGCCAAGAGAGCCACAGAGAAGGGCGUGAGGCUGAUGGUGGAUGCAGAGCAGAGCUAUUUCCAGCCAGCUAUCAGCCGCCUUACCCUGGAGAUGCAGCGCCGCUUCAAUAGGGAUCGGGCAAUCAUCUUCAACACCUACCAGUGCUACCUGAAGGAGGCUUAUGACAAUGUGACAGUGGAUGUGGAGCUGUCUCGCCGGGAGGGCUGGCACUUUGGCACCAAGCUGGUCCGCGGUGCCUACAUGGAGCAGGAGCGGGAGAGGGCAGCCCAGAUUGGCUAUGAGGAUCCCAUUAACCCCACCUAUGAGAAGACCAAUGAGAUGUACCACAGGUGUCUGGACUACAUCCUGGAGGAGAUCAAGCACAGCCGGAAAGCCAACGUGAUGGUGGCAUCUCACAAUGAGGACACGGUGAAGUUCACCCUGCGCAGGAUGAUGGAGCUUGGGAUCCAUCCCUCAGAGAAGAAGGUGUACUUUGGGCAGCUGCUGGGCAUGUGUGACCAGAUCACCUUCCCCCUGGGUCAGGCUGGCUUCCCUGUCUACAAGUAUGUGCCCUAUGGCCCGGUGAAUGAGGUGCUGCCCUACCUGUCCCGGAGAGCCCAGGAGAACAGGGGCUUUGUGCAGAGGGCAAACCGGGAGCGGGACCUUCUCUGGAGGGAGCUCAAGAGGCGGCUCCUUGCAGGCAGCCUCUUCAGCCCCAGCCACUAACCCCAGCUGUGGCAUCCAGCCCAGGGUCUCUUGUGCCUUCACCUAUAACCACUACUGCUGUUCCUCGUCCUAGUUCUGCUGCAGUUUUCCACACACACAUCCCCCUGCCCCAGCACCCUUUGCACUGGGUGGGGAAGUGUCCUUGUUGCUGUUUGAACCACAUUCACCUUCUGGAGGUCGCUACUGUAGGGUUGCCCUAGCUGGCACUGUCCUGAGGGCUGUCCCUCCUCCAGCCCAGAGGGUCUUGGGCUGUGCUUGCCCUGGGCUGUCUCUGGGGGGAUGCUGGGGCUCCCCUGCCAGUCUUUCCUCAUUUCAGUGACCAUUGUCCUAGGGUUUUCCCCUCGUAGGAUUGCAUGGGGAGAUUUCACUGCCUGCUUCGUGCCAUGGGACUGGGUCCAGGGCAGCCUCAGCAAAAGCUCCUCCGCUGUCACUGGGCAGGGGUCAGAUGAGUCACUGCUGCCUGUCCCAGGGCAGCCACUACCUGGCUGCUCACCAGCUUUGCACAGACCGGAGCUGGGCAGCUCCUGGGCAGGACCAGGCUUUGCCCCCGCCCCAGAGCCAAAGCUGCCUGAGGUUGUCCGUCCUCAAGCACAGAGCUAGUGGGGCAGGAGGGGUGAGAGGUGCUGGCCAGCCCCAUCUGCAUACUGUUCCUGCCCUGCCUGCAGUCCCCAGUUCUGGUGCUGGACCAGGUCUGCUGUGGGCAGGGGUGGUGGCCACAUGGGAGCACCGGGAGCCGGACCACAGCUUGGCUCUGCCAUACACUGGAUUUGCAGAGAAUGGUGAUGAUUAAAUCAUAACUGUUCUUG